AUGAAAGCUUCAUCCGCGUCUCGUCCUUGGCGCUCCUCGCCCGCCUCUCGUCUCAGCGUCACCGGCGAGAUGCCGCGUCGAAAAGCCGCCUGGCGAUUCGUCCAGUCCACAGGCGGAGGAGGUUCGGGCACUGGCUUCCUCGCCACCCUCACUAACGGCGCCGUCAGCACCAACUACGGCCACAAUGGGCGGACUACCGUCAGUUUCGUCGCGGGAGGUGACUGGGCCAAUGUCAUCGCCGAUGUGAAGUCUAAGGCGUCGAAGUCGUACCUGCCGGUUGAGGAGUUGCCAUCGCGCCUUCCCCUUGAUCCUAUUGAUAAUUUCGUCGGCGAGUCGUGCCUGCCGAUUAACGAGUUGCCGUCGCGCCUUUCCCUUGAGCCCAUCAACAAUUCCAUCGACCGCAAGUAG
Messenger RNA from Pseudogymnoascus destructans, 408 nucleotides. RefSeq lists its product as uncharacterized. The transcript has 5 exons. The record is from RefSeq and is a predicted model, not a curated record. NCBI's taxonomy places the organism in Eukaryota, Fungi, Ascomycota, Leotiomycetes, Thelebolales, Thelebolaceae. The coding region runs from base 1 to 408 and encodes 135 amino acids.